AAUUAACAAUUAACAAUUUGCACAUAUUAACACGUAACAACAAUUCGUGUCGAAGAAUACGAUGUUCCCAGGCGCAUAAUAAACACUCGAUUAUAAUGGAAAAGAAUAUUUAUAUUCUUAUCUAUGUCAUAGAAAGCAAUGAAGAAUGAAUAAAGCAGCAAUGACACAGCCUUUUGAAUAUUUGAGUAAUUAAUGAGUCAAGUUCAUUGUCGCGUUGUGUAGGAGACAAUUAUUUUUGAUUUCGAACUUGAUGUAAAAAAGUCGUUAAGGUUUUCAAUUGCGAUUAAUAAGAAUAACGCAAUUAGCUAUGCAAAAACCCUGAGAAAAUAUAAUCAGCAGCUGUAAAGAACAGUGCUUGUGCAAAUAAUAAAAAGAGAAAAAAAUUGAAAAAACAAAAACAAAGAAACCAAAACUAAUCAUGUUUAAUGGCAGAAUAGACGCAACAGCUGAAAAGAAUCGCUCGCUGAACGAUCGUCCUUUAUUCAUGCAAAAUGGCAGCAACAACAAUCGACGCAUUUCCGGCCUGAAUGAUGUGGAAGUAAGCAACUUUCGACGGGCCCUGCCACAGUUUCUAGCUGUUAGUAUUAAGAACAUAUUGCUAUUCGGAUAUGGCAUGACUCUGGGCUUUCCCACAAUCGUAAUACCAGCGAUACAGGGCGGCGAUGGACGCAGAGGGGGGCAGAGUGGCGAUAUAGUACUUAACAAAGAUGAAAUAUCGUGGUUCAGUUCCAUAAAUUUAAUUUGUGUGCCGCUGGGUUGCCUCUUCUCGGGUCUACUAACUCAGCCGCUGGGCAAGCGAAGAGCAAUGCAGUUUGUCAACCUGCCCAUACUGGCUGCCUGGCUUUUGUUUCACUUUGCCACGAGCACGGAUCAUCUGUAUGCGGCUUUAUGCUUGGCUGGUCUCGGCGGCGGUCUCAUGGAAGCACCCGUGCUGACCUAUGUGGCCGAGAUUACGGAGCCCAAGUACCGUGGUAUUCUAUCAGCGCUUGGCACCACCUGCGUCAUCACUGGCGUCUUCGUGCAGUUCAUCUUGGGCUCCCUGAUGGACUGGCGCAGUGUGGCAGCUGUAAGCGCCGCUUUUCCCGUAAUAACAAUUGUAAUGCUGUGCUUUGUGCCCGAGAGUCCCAUCUGGCUGAUACGGGAGCAACGAUUCUUGGAAGCGGUCAAAUCACUGCAAUGGUUACGCGGUUGGGUGCCGGAGCACAUGAUCGAGGAGGAAUUCAAUAAGCUCUACGACGAGCUAAUCACCCAGAAGGCCAUCGAGGAAGCGGCCGAGGAUGUUGGAAUCGAUGCUGCUGCGGCGACUGGACUACGAUACAAACUGAGCAAACGUUUCCGAAUGUGGCGCAAGCGAACCUUUCUCGCACCCUUUCUACUUGUCUCGUUCACGUUCUUUACGGGCCACUUUUCGGGCAAGACACCGCUGCAGACGUAUGCCGUGCAAAUCUUUCAUACUUUGAAAGCGCCAAUGAAUAAAUAUCAUGCAACCAUAUUGCUGGGCGUUGCCGAGAUGCUGUCAACCAUAUUGGGUGUGACACUGAUACAUUUUACGGGCAAACGACCACUGGUGCUCGUCUCGACGGUGGGCACCGGUCUCUGCUUCCUUGGCACGGCGACCUAUGCGCAUUUCCUCAACGAUGUGCCCGGCUUUGCGGUCAACAAUGUGGUGGUCAAUGCAUCGGAGCUUGUGCCCAAGGAGAGCAUCAUAUCGCAGGCGAACAUAUCAAAAAUAUUUGAAGAUGAGCAACAGCAGCAGGAACUAAUGAUGCUGACAACCAUGUUGCCCGAACUGGAGUUGGAAACGACGACAAUGGCAAUAUUUGAUACCACAAUGGAGGCAAUGGAGUUAUUCACUAAUCGCAGCAGACGGGGGCUGGAAACCACAAUGGAACCAGAAUUUGAGGCAACAACGAUGCCGCCCGAAGUUGCCGUUGCAGUCAGUGAUAUUCCGACGCCGUCGAAGCCACCCAUUGCAGAGGAUCUGCUGUUGACUGUGCCAAAGCAGGAGCGCAAUUAUUUGGUGUGGGUGCCGUUGAUUCUGUUGCUGCUGUCCGCCUUCUUCUCGCAUCUGGGCAUACGCAUGAUACCCUGGGUGCUCAUCGGUGAGGUCUUUCCCGCCGAUAUACGCAACAGUGCGUCAGGAUUUGCCGGCGGUGUUGGCUACGUAUUUGGUUUUCUGGCCAAUAAGCUGUUUCUGGUGAUGAUCAGUACAUUGACGUUGCCGGGCACAUUUGCGUUCUAUGCCAUGGUUGCCUUCAUUGGCUUCGCUGUGCUCUACUUUACGCUGCCUGAGACCGAAGGUCGCACCCUGGGCGAAAUCGAGGCACACUUCUCCAAUAAGUCGGAUAUGAAUCUGUUGCGCAAGCAGCCAAAGCAGAAAGAUAGUGAAAAGCAGCCAAAUCUGAAUCUGAAUACAACAAAUAAUGCUGUCAUGCAAUUGGACAAUCUGCAGAAUCUGCAUAUACCAAUUAGUUCGCAGCAGCAGGCAAAGAUAAUUCAUUUGCAACAGAGCGAUUUUGCGCCACAGACGGGCGGUGGUGCGACCAACCUCGCCUUUGACGGCAACACCAAUACCACACACCUCUAAGAUCUAAUAGAUAUACAUACCGUUGUAGUAAUUUUGAUGACAUUUUGACAAUCCAGCGAUAUUUUUAAGCAAUAAAGUAAUACUUUACUUAGUUAUAAUAAAAAUUCUUCUUUCA
Molecule: messenger RNA, 2702 nt
Organism: Drosophila grimshawi
Lineage: Eukaryota; Metazoa; Arthropoda; Insecta; Diptera; Drosophilidae
Product: facilitated trehalose transporter Tret1
Exons: 7
Coding region: 419-2587 (722 amino acids)
Biological process (GO): transmembrane transport
Cellular component (GO): membrane
Molecular function (GO): transmembrane transporter activity
Source: RefSeq, a predicted model, not a curated record